Messenger RNA from Equus quagga, 4933 nucleotides. RefSeq names its product Rho related BTB domain containing 1 (gene RHOBTB1). Gene Ontology annotation, cellular component: cytoplasm. Gene Ontology annotation, molecular function: GTP binding; GTPase activity; ubiquitin protein ligase binding. Bases 751 to 2916 code for a protein of 721 amino acids. Gene Ontology annotation, biological process: proteasome-mediated ubiquitin-dependent protein catabolic process; small GTPase-mediated signal transduction; regulation of proteolysis. The transcript is spliced from 14 exons. NCBI's taxonomy places the organism in Eukaryota, Metazoa, Chordata, Mammalia, Perissodactyla, Equidae. The record is from RefSeq and is a predicted model, not a curated record.
CCGCCCGGCCGGCCCGCCUGAGAGGGGGUGGGGGCACGAGAAGGGGAGGGCUGGGGGUGGAAAAGGGCGAGCCCCUCUCGCCCCGGACGGGGCAGAGCGGCGGCGGCGCCGGCGAGCCCGCAGGCGAGGCAGUGCCAUGCUGCCUUUGUGCAAAGUUGGGCGGCGGGCGGCACGCCGCGCGCAGGGACCCCGCACACCCGCGACCGCGCGCAGCCGUGGCUGCUGCUGAGUAGCGGGGGCCCCCCCGCUCCCCCCAGCCCUUGAAGGCGGAGAGAGCUCGCGUCUCGCUCGGCUUCAGGGUAAGUCCAGCUGUGAGCAGGGUGUUCUGUUCUUCACUUCCAGCAAGCCAGCACUUGAUAGCUACCCUGGCCUAAAUUACAUCUCCGGGAAGUGUUUCAUCACCCUCCUCUCCCCAGCUGCCACACUUCAUCAUGUGGCACUUGCUGCCCUGCUUUGGAUUUUUGAAACCAAGUCUUUGGCAACAGAGCCUAUUCAUCACAUACAUGGAGGAAAGGUGGAUCCGUGCUGCAGAAUCACAGGCUGAGAGGCUGUGUAGUUUUUGCAUUUGGGCCUAUUGAGACAUUAGUUCCUUUGCUAUAAGUCAAGGGAGCUGAAUGACCGGGAGCUCCAAGAUGAUAUUGUUGAUGAGUGGGAUGACUGCUCAGAAUUGAAAGAAAGGUUCCAGAAACAGCAAGCUGGGUUCCUAACAUAUGAAAGAUACUUCACAUAAAGCUCUAAAGAGUUUUAUAAAUGGACACUGACAUGGACUACGAAAGACCCAACGUUGAAACCAUCAAGUGUGUGGUCGUGGGAGACAAUGCCGUGGGGAAGACUCGCUUGAUCUGUGCCAGAGCAUGUAACACGACGUUAACACAGUAUCAGCUGCUGGCCACCCAUGUACCAACCGUGUGGGCGAUUGACCAGUACCGGGUCUGCCAGGAGGUCUUGGAGCGUUCCCGGGAUGUUGUUGAUGAAGUGAGCGUUUCUCUCAGGCUUUGGGAUACUUUUGGCGAUCAUCACAAAGACAGGCGUUUUGCAUAUGGCAGGUCUGAUGUUGUGGUCCUCUGUUUUUCCAUCGCUAAUCCCAAUUCCCUAAAUCAUGUGAAAACCAUGUGGUAUCAAGAAAUCAAGCACUUUUGCCCUCGCACACCUGUUGUCCUAGUUGGCUGCCAGCUAGAUCUCCGCUAUGCUGAUCUUGAAGCUGUUAAUCGAGCCAGACGCCCUUUAGCGAGGCCCAUAAAGAGAGGGGAUAUCCUGCCCCCAGAGAAAGGCCGAGAGGUGGCAAAGGAACUUGGUAUACCGUACUAUGAAACGAGCGUGUUUGACCAGUUUGGGAUCAAGGAUGUGUUUGACAACGCAAUCCGAGCCGCGCUCAUUGCCCGCCGGCACCUGCAGUUCUGGAAAUCCCACUUAAAGAAAGUUCAGAAACCUUUACUGCAGGCACCAUUCCUACCUCCAAAAGCCCCUCCACCGGUCAUCAGAGUUCCAGAAUGUCCAUCCACGGGGACGAACGAAGCUGCCUGUUUACUGGACAGUCCUCUGUGUGCCGACGUCCUGUUCAUCCUUCAGGACCAGGAGCACAUCUUUGCACACCGAAUUUACCUCGCUACCUCCUCUUCCAAGUUUUAUGAUCUUUUUUUAAUGGAAUGUGAAGAAACACCAAAUGGGAGCAAAGGAGCUUGUGAGAAAGAGAAGCAGAGCAGGGAUUUUGAGGGGCAGGCAUUGAGUGUUGACCCAGAUGAGGAGAAGGAGGAGGGCACCCCAAGGACACCUCAGGCCAAUCAGUGGAAGUCCUCGAGCCAGAACCUGUUCCAACAGGAGACUCUGGGGCUGGAAGCCGAGGGCUCGAUCCCAGAGACGCAGACUUUGUCAGGCUGGAGUAAAGGGUUUGUUGGAAUGCACAAGGAAAUGCAAGUCAAUCCCAUUUCAAAGCGGGUGGGCCCCAUGACUGUGGUCAGGAUGGACUCGUCGGUUCAGCCAGGCCCUUUCCGGACCCUGCUCCAGUUUCUGUAUACGGGGCAACUGGAUGAAAAGGAAAAGGAUUUGGUGGGCCUGGCUCAGAUUGCAGAGGUCCUGGAGAUGUUUGAUUUGAGGAUGAUGGUGGAAAACAUCAUGAACAAGGAAGCCUUCAUGAACCAGGAGAUCACGAAAGCGUUUCACGUCAGGAAGGCCAAUCGGAUAAAAGAGUGUCUCAGCAAGGGGACAUUUUCAGAUGUGACAUUUAAGUUGGAUGAUGGAGCCAUCAGUGCCCACAAACCGCUGCUGAUCUGUAGCUGCAAGUGGAUGGCUGCCAUGUUCGGGGGGUCAUUUGUGGAAAGCGCCAACAGCGAGGUAUAUCUGCCGAACAUAAACAAGAUAUCAAUGCAGGCGGUGUUGGAUUAUCUCUAUACCAAGCAGUUGUCACCUAACUUGGACCUGGACCCACUGGAAUUAAUUGCCUUGGCAAACAGAUUUUGCCUGCCACACUUGGUUGCACUUGCAGGAGGCUGCAGUAGUUCUCCUUUUCAGAAGUAUGAGUUCCAGUCCAAUCGACCAUCCACACUUAUCCCAGAGCAGCACGCCGUUCAAGAGCUGACCAAGUCCGCAAUGAAUGGCGUGGGCAUUGAUGGGGAAGUACUCUCUUAUUUGGAAUUGGCCCAGUUUCACAAUGCCCACCAGUUGGCCGCCUGGUGUUUGCACCACAUCUGCACCAACUACAACAGUGUUUGUUCCAAGUUCCGCAAGGAAAUCAAAUCAAAAUCUGCAGACAACCAGGAAUACUUUGAGCGGCACCGCUGGCCCCCUGUGUGGUACCUGAAGGAAGAAGACCACUACCAGCGUGUGAAAAGGGAAAGAGAGAAGGAAGAUAUUGCACUAAAUAAACAUCACUCAAGAAGAAAGUGGUGCUUCUGGAAUUCAUCUCCAGCAGUUGCCUGAGGAGGAAAAACAUAAAAGAUCGAUCAUGUGACCCACCACUUUUCAAAGCACUACUGUAAAAUUAGUCUUCCUGUUAGAGAUAAGCUGUAGUUCAGGUUUCAGGCACUGAUCUUCCUCCACUGUCGUGCAUUUAUCUUUGUGGGGAUCAAAGCACAAGCUCACCAUCAACGAGCCUGGACAAGAAGGGAAGUUGACGCUCACUGCAUUCCUUACACUUACGUGUGUAUUUUUUGUUAGAAGGCUUAAUAAACUCUAGCCUGUUUUUUCGUUUCUUUUUAUACAAAGGAAAAAAAAAAUUCAGCUUUCAUGUUUCAAAUUCCAAAUUGGAAAAUAUUUUUAUAUGGUCUCUUGUAUUUUGUUGAAAUGAAAAUACUAUGUAUUACUUUAUUUUACAGGCCACAAAUUAACCAUGAAGUCGCCCUGUGCUUCUCUUUGCCCGUGACCACGAAGCAUUAUGACAUAAUUAGAGGGUUAUCCUGUUGUUGUGAAGUAAAGGGUUGGAAGGAAAUUCCCCGAAGUGCAAGCUAGAGAGGGUUUAAUCUUUGUUCUGCCAAAUAACAUCGGUAUAAUUACCAAGUCAACUCCAAGAAUGUGUAUUUACGAUAUUUGCUGUGUAAGUGCUAGUAAUUAUAUGGUUAUAUGUGCCAUGUAAAAUAUAGUGAUAUCAAAUCUUCUGUUGUUUAGAAUAUCUAGAUUCAAGAGGAUAAUCUUUAUAAUCAUUAGAAGGGCUUAUUAAACCCCAGCAUUAUCCAGGGCAAACCCACUGGUGGACCUGAAUACAAAAAAUGCCGUUCGAGCAUUAGCGUUUGGAUUGCUGUGUUAGAGUUUAUGUCUCAGUGUUCCUUGAUCUUGCCAUGCUUCUGCAUGCAGAUUCUCCACGGACUUGAAUCGAGAUGGGCAAGGGAAAGGGUCCCCAGACUCUGUCCCGUUGUCUGCAGGCUUGUCACAUCUCACCACCUGAAACAGGCUUCCUCAGGUCUCUCACCUGCGGCCAACUUCACUUUGUAAGACACGUAUUUUUAACUCUUCCCAGGGAAAAUUCACGUCGCUGCAGAAGUAGGCUAAGGCAGACACCCCCCCUUGCUGAAACUCAGCGGGGCCUGUGAAAGCACAAAGCUGGAGGCUGGGUCGUCUAGGGUCCCUGAAUUCUCCAACGCAGACAGGAAUCUCAUUCCAAGAGUCUAAGAAAUGGUGCUAUUGUAAGUUACUUCUGACCUUUGUCCUUGAGUUUUCAGUGUUAAAAUAGAAAGUACUGAGCAGGGGAGCUUUCAAGCGGCAGUCAAUCAUUGCUUCUCUGUAAAUUAAAAUGUUACAGCACUCGUAUAGAGCAUUUGAAGGCCAUAGCUCCUUACCUGCCGUGGAAUGUUGUGUGGCGGGCGCUAGGGCUUUUCCUAUUGAGAGGUCAACUUGCUGCUGCUAAAGGCUGUUGGGUUUUUUUUCUAGCUUUCAGAAGUUGGAAAAGUGACAGUUGAGUGCAAACCCCAAUGUUGACAGCCAUAUGCAUUUGAAAAUCUAUCCAGAUUACAGAUGGGCAUUUAUUACUGACAGUGGAUACAUACCAGAUAUGAGUUAGGAGAGGCCCCUAUAGGUAUCACCCUCUCGUGCAAAGGAAGAGUAGGGAUAGAUGAUUAUGAAUGCAUCUAUGUUAAUUUUUGGUCAAUGAGGUUGUAAAUCAUUAAUGGAAGGAGAAAAGAGAUAGAAUGAGAGGGUAAAUGUCAAGACUCAGGAAGAAUUGGCGUAUAUCCCAUCAUGAAAUGGUAGAAGUUGAGUUUUCAGUGAGUAGUCAGGGUUGAAUUUACACAACCAAAGCUCCCAUUUGAUUGUAAUCUUUGCCAAACGUAAUGGACAUAUAAAUUAACCUGGGGUAUAAGCAAUAAUAUCCACUAGUGUUUGUUAUCAGCUACUGUAACCAAGUGGCUGGCUCAUUUGGUUGAUGCUGAUUAUGGCCUUUAACCAUGGUGGUUUGUUUUGUGUUUUUUAUUUCACAGAAAGCCAAUAAAAUUGUUUAGCUAUAAAA